AUGAGAAAAAUUGCUUCAGUUUUAAUUCUUAUUUCUAUUGCUUUGUUUACAGUAAAUGCUUCUAAGUGUGAAGACGAUCUUACAAAUCAGUUAAAUUCUGGAACAGUUUGUUAGAGUACUGAUACUGCUUGCUAAACUGCAUUAAAUACUUUGCUUUAAUGUUCAGUGAGCUGUAGCUAAAAGAAUAGUUCUGAUUCUGCUAUUGCAAAUUGCGUAAAAACUAAUUGCAGUAAUAUCAAUAACGAUACUGUUAAGGGUUUUUAUAACAAAAUGAUUGCUUGUUUUGACAGUGUACUUUUGUUCUCAGCCCUCUUCGUUUUAGUAUCAUUGUUAUUCUGA
Molecule: messenger RNA, 339 nt
Organism: Tetrahymena thermophila SB210
Lineage: Eukaryota; Ciliophora; Oligohymenophorea; Hymenostomatida; Tetrahymenidae
Product: transmembrane protein, putative
Exons: 1
Source: RefSeq, a predicted model, not a curated record